GGAGUCACAAAAAAAGGAGAGAAAGAGAAAAUUUGUUAAUUGUUAUUCAUGUUUUAAGUAUAACGUAGGUAAACAAUGUUACCGUAAAGUUUAUGGAUGAAUACAAUCAGCUAAAGAUUUUGGGAAAAGGUUCCUUUGGAUGCGUAUGGUUAGUCAAGAGCAAUAAAACAAAUAUUAACUUUGUUAUUAAAGAAAUAUCAAUCACAGGUUUGAAGCUGCAUGAACAAGAGUCAGCAGUUAAUGAAGUUAAAAUACUGGCAACACUUCGUCAUAAAAACAUAAUUCGCUAUCAACAUGCUUUCAUUCAAGAGGCAAAAUUAUGUAUUGUUAUGGAAUACGCUGAUGAUGGUGAUUUAUCGCAAAAAAUUAAACUACAAAAUGGAAACUUAUUUUUAGAGCUGCAAAUCAUUGACUGGUUUGUCCAAAUUCUAAUAGCAAUAAAGUAUAUACACAGUCUAAACAUUCUUCAUCGAGAUAUCAAAUCGCAAAACAUAUUUCUGACAAAGACAAGUUUAGUGAAAAUUGGAGAUUUUGGAGUCUCACGUUUUCUUAAUGGAAGUUUACAUCAAGCGCAAACAGCUAUUGGGACACCUUUCUAUUUAUCUCCGGAAAUUUGCCGAAGAAAACCAUACAACAACAAGAGUGACAUGUGGAGUCUAGGUGUACUACUAUAUGAGCUCUCUACACUCAAACAUCCGUUUCAAGCUGAUGACUUUUCCGGCUUAGUAAUACAAAUAAUACAAGGAAAAUAUCAACCCAUACCAGGAUGUUAUGGACCACUUCUCCACGAUUUGCUGCUUGUACUACUUCAGGUUAGACCUACCGACAGACCUACUGCUUCUCAAUUACUUAAAAUCCCAUCACUUCAGCCGCACGUUGAAAGUUAUUUAAGACGUGUGAGACAUAAAGAGGCGCCAGUUAUUCUGGAUUUGUCGCUAUCGCGCAGCUCACUAACGGAGCAGGAUUCAACCGUUCAACUAAACGUUUGUAAGAAUAUUCUGUAUGAGAAUAUCAGGUGCCAUUCCGAACGCACAAGUAAACAUACAGAAGCGUGCAAAAAACAAUCUAGGACUGAAUCGUUGAAUUCAAAAGAAAAUGCUAUUCAAUUUAUUCAAAAUAGUUGUCAAAAUGAAAAAAUAGAAAAUAUAGAAUAUUCUAAAGAAAAAACUCGAACAAAAAGUUUGAUAAACAGAAAAACACCGUUAAAAACUGACAACAUGGAUUUUCUCGAAAUUAAAGAUAAAAUAAAACCGGCUACCUAUAAAGACUUUACUGAAAAUUUUACGAGUCCAGAACAUAAUAACCAAAUCAAUAAAACCUAUAACAAAUAUUCAAUACUAAAUAAAACAAAAACCAUUAUUAAUGAAGCGAAAGCAAAAAAUUUAAAGACUGAAACAAAAGAAAAAACUGCAAAAAAUAAAAGUUCUACAAAAAGUAAAUCGCCUAAAACAAAUUUUAUUGAAAGAAAUCGAAACAUAGCUUUGUCUUUGUCUUCAACAAAAAAAGAUAUUAAAAAUGGCUGUUCAGAAAACACAGCAACAAAAAAAAAAGUACUUUCACCAACAUUAACACCAUCAAUCCAAAAGUCACCACAUUUCAAAUGUUCAAAUACAUUAGAAAAAAAAAAUCAUUGUUAUUUAAAAUACGGAAAAGAGCCAUUUAGAUUACAAGAAUAUGAUAAUUCACCAAAACGUUUGCCAUCUUUCAACAGUCGAAAAUUAGAGUAUUGCGACAACUUUGAGAUGAUUAACCAGCCUAAACAAAAAGGUCAAACAGCAGAUUUAUUUGAGAAAAAUCGACAGAAAAAAAUUGCAAGUAAAUUAGUUGGCUACUCGUUAAUAAACAUACCAACCUCUUGCGAAAAUAACGACUUAAAUAUGAAAACCCGUCCUCCAAUUUAUAGAAGUCAAACAGAUAUAAUGUACGAGAAUGCACAACAACGCAAAACGAUUCUGUCAGAUGGUUUAAAGCUUGCAGACAAGAUAAAACUAAAAAUAAGCAAACGUCUGUCCAGCGCCAGUGAUGCUUCAAAGAAUUAUCACAAACUUUGCAAUGAUAAUGAAGAAUUAAGCAAAGAAUCAAGAAAAGUUGCAAAGAAGAUUCCGACAAGCCGUGACAGCGCAAUUGAUGAUUUAAAUCCUGUUCAUUCAAUUACUUUAACUGAAAAAUCAGAAACAGAUGAGACGUUUUUAGUAACAAUUAAAGAAAAUCAAGUUAACCAAUCAAAUCAAACAUCAGAUAACAUCCCAAUGAAGCAAAGAACGAACAUUUCUACCGCGCACACAACCACGUAUACAAAAAUACCAGUAGCCCAAGAUGUUGCUGAAAUAUGCAAAACAUUAGGAGCAAAAGCUGAAAAAAUUAUAAAUUGCUUGCGACAGUUUCAGACUUCUUCAAUGUGGAAAACACUUGUAGAUGAAUUAGCUGACGAUGAGUAUAUUCAAUACUUGCCUCUCCUUUUCAAAUUUGUUCUAAAUGAGGAAAGAAAUAAGCGCUAAAGCAGUUAAUCUUUUCAAACAUUUUUUUUUACGCAUUUAUAAGCUUUUUUAUUUUAUUUGUUAAAU
Messenger RNA from Hydra vulgaris (swiftwater hydra), 2564 nucleotides. Its product is annotated as probable serine/threonine-protein kinase nek2. NCBI's taxonomy places the organism in Eukaryota, Metazoa, Cnidaria, Hydrozoa, Anthoathecata, Hydridae. The record is from RefSeq and is a predicted model, not a curated record. Gene Ontology annotation, molecular function: ATP binding; protein kinase activity. Gene Ontology annotation, biological process: protein phosphorylation.